Messenger RNA from Plectropomus leopardus (leopard coralgrouper), 2029 nucleotides. It is a transcript of the gene tdh2, whose product is annotated as L-threonine dehydrogenase 2. Gene Ontology annotation, molecular function: L-threonine 3-dehydrogenase activity. Gene Ontology annotation, biological process: L-threonine catabolic process. The record is from RefSeq and is a predicted model, not a curated record. Lineage: Eukaryota; Metazoa; Chordata; Actinopteri; Perciformes; Serranidae.
UUCAGAGGAAUAGUUUUGGGUUUACUGAGUUGCAUCGGCUGGUUUUGGACCAAAACUCAUCUGUCUGGGAUUUCUGAUUUUGUCAGGACUGCCACUGGACAUGCAAUCGGGGGUCUGUGUGCCCACUGCGUCUGCACUGGGCCUGUUUUGCCGAGGUUGUCUCAGCAGGGCGCGGAGUUUGCCCGGUCGCAGCCUCAGCUGUUUGCCCAGACAGAUGAGCAGGUGGAACAGCCUGGAGACAUGCAGCCCCCAACCUCCUCAGCAAAACCCCCGUGUCCUCAUCACGGGUGGUCUUGGGCAGUUAGGUGUUGGACUGGCUCAGAUGCUAAGAAAACAGUAUGGAACAGAGAAUGUAAUCCUGUCAGACAUUAAGAAGCCUCCACCUCAUGUUUUCAGCAGUGGUCCAUUUGUAUACGCUGAUGUGUUGGACUAUAAACAUCUCCGAGAACUGAUUGUAAACUAUCGUGUCACCUGGCUGGUCCACUAUAGUGCUCUGCUUAGUGCUGUGGGCGAGGCUAAUGUGGCUUUGGCACGCAAGAUCAACAUCACAGGCCUUCAUAAUGUGCUGGACUUGGCCCUAGAGAACUGCCUGCGCCUCUUUGUCCCCAGCACCAUUGGAGCGUUUGGUCCCUCUUCUCCCCGUGACCCGGCCCCUGACCUCUGUGUCCAAAGACCUAGAACUAUCUACGGAGUGUCCAAAGUGCAUGGAGAACUGAUGGGGGAGUAUCUCCAUCAUAAAUAUGGUCUGGACUUCCGCUGCCUACGUUACCCAGGUGUGAUAUCAGUUAACACACCACCCGGAGGAGGAACAACAGACUAUGCUGUUCAAAUCUUCCACGAUGCUCUCAGCACAGGUCACCACGAGUGCUACCUGCGUCCCGACACACGCCUUCCCAUGAUGCAUAUCUCGGACUGCCACCGUGCCACCGUGGAGUUCAUGCAGGCACCAGAGUGCCAGCUGUCCCUGCGUACCUACAACAUCGCUGCCAUGAGCUUCACUCCGGAAGAGGUGGCCCAAGAAAUCCGCAAGCAUCUGCCUCACCUUAAGGUCACCUACAAUCCCGACUCUGUCCGUCAGACCAUCGCAGACAGCUGGCCUGUGAGGUUUGAUGACUCCAAUGCCAGGAGAGAUUGGGGCUGGGCACCAGCCUACGGGCUUGAGGAGCUGGUUUCGGACAUGCUGCGUUCUAUUCGAGACAAGAGGACAAACGAGGGUUUACCAGUCAGCUAGCGAAACCUACUCAAUAAAGACUGACCAAUGCCCCAUCCCUGACUUUUCUUCAGCCUGCAUUUACCAACGACACAUUUCCUCUCUUUUCACUUUCACAUGUUGUCAACCAAUAUCCUCCGUUACUCUGGAGCAUUACAGCAAUGAGCCGGGGACUGUUUGUAAAGUAGGAAUUCUCAGUCAGAUACUCUCAAUAUACAGUGGACAGUGAGACGUCAUACAUGCACUCAGACACACACAUUUCAGUCUUUUUCAGGGAAUCAUAUUCUGUCAAAUCUGUUUUUAAUUGUUAUCAUGGUAUAAGCAUCACUUUACACACGUUGCCUCAGACAGAACAGAAAAGCUUUAGAGAUUUCCAAAUGUCAUGUUAAUCGCAUUGAUGGGCACAACAGUCUGUUACAAUGUCUAUGAAAAUGUUUAAUACAGUAUGGACCAGUUGCACAUUUAGAGUAACAAAUCUGUUGUACACUUUGACUCCAGGAUCAUCUGGAAUGGCUGGCUCAGUCACCUCUGAACUGUAAUGACUCACCAUGUAAUCUGGCUGUUUUAAAAGGCAGUCUUUUAUAAUAUAGUCUAUUAAGUGAAUAUUGCACACUGUAUACAACCCGACUACCCUUGCUGUGGCAUCUAUCAGGAAGCCUUUAUUUUUGCCUUUUUGCCAGCAGUGUGAUUUUGGUUAUGAAUGAGUACCGAUAACAAAUGAGGCCUUAUUAACUGUAGAUUACUUUGGAAAGCAAUGUAUAAAAAAAUGCAGUGUACUUUGAAUCAGAUCUUGAAUAAUAAAAUUUUUGUUUACCCCAA